Paramecium sonneborni is the source of this 277-nucleotide messenger RNA. Lineage: Eukaryota; Ciliophora; Oligohymenophorea; Peniculida; Parameciidae. The record is from the annotation of a GenBank genome assembly.
AUGAUUAAAAGUAAAUCGACUUCUUUAGUCUAAGUAAUGAAUGCAAAAAAAUUAACUUUAAACAUUUUAAUGUUAAAGUAUUAAAGAUUUUAUGAGCAGGAUUCCUUAUUUCAAAACUUUCAAAUUCUAUUGAGUUCAUAAACAAACAAGUAUAAGUAACCUUUCUUGUUGUGGUCACUUAUGCAGGUAAAUUGCCGACUAAUAUUUUACAAUAGGAUCGCAAGUUCCUGUCUUGUCUCCACCUUUAAAUCUCUUACUUCAAUUUAUUUAGACUUGA